Messenger RNA from Fusarium pseudograminearum CS3096, 2085 nucleotides. RefSeq lists its product as uncharacterized. The transcript has 2 exons. The coding region runs from base 1 to 2085 and encodes 694 amino acids. The record is from RefSeq and is a predicted model, not a curated record. Lineage: Eukaryota; Fungi; Ascomycota; Sordariomycetes; Hypocreales; Nectriaceae.
AUGGUUAAAUAUAAAGGUUCGCUCUAUGAUUACAUCGCGGACAAAAAGAAAGACCCAGGCACCAUCUCGAUUAAGCUUAGAUAUCUGGGUCUUGACGCUCAGAAAAUUGAGCCUCGCAUAGUUAUACAAUGUGAGAAGAGGGUCAAAAAGACAAUCAAGAAGUUCUUUGCACAGAAACACGUGAAGGAAGACCUUUCGUCAGAUUUCAGAGUCCUGGUGUUGGACGAGCCACCGAUAGAGGUUGCAAACGACGAUACGAUAGAUGCCCUUUCCGACUCCCUCCCCAGAAAGACGAUGUGCGGGAUGCCUAUCACAUUGAGCAGAGGUGGCAGAUCCGUCAGCUGUACUCUUGGUGGAGUCAUCAUUAUUGGAACCGAACAGAAACGUCUAUAUGGGCUCAUAGCUGGGCAUCCAUUGAAAAGAAUUCGAGGCGACCUUUCUGGCAAGCAGCCAACGUACAAAGCUGAUAGAUCAACAUCGUCAAAAGCACAAGAGAAGGGGAAGAAUUAUAACAGUACAGCCACCUCUAAAGAAACAUCAGCGAUGCCUUCUAACCCGGUGCAUUCAGGUUUCAUGAGAACGAGUCAAGACGAUCAUUUGCGAAGAAAACUCAAAAUAGGGACCGUUGUUUCUGACAAUUUCAAUAUCUCAUCAAAAAACAACUACGAUUGGGCACUCAUUGAACUCAACCAGGAAUAUGCAUUGCCGAAUGCAGUGGUUCGAAUUAAGCAGCCCAAAGAAUCCGAGUUCGAAGAUAACCAUACAGAGAUUUACACCCAUUACAACGAGUUUUCCCCUGGAACCACCAUAAAGCAGGUACUUGUGCUAAAAUACGGCAAUCCAAGCGAAGCAGAACUAUCCUUGAAUACUUCUUUAUUGGUUAUGUCCUCUGGGUCCGAGUUUGUUGAUGCUCACGAUGUUACCAUGAAGGAUGGCUCAUCACUAUGCCCGGGUGAUUCUGGUCUAUGGGUAGUAGAUGCCAAGAACGGGAACUUGUAUGGACACGUCGUUUCUGUGGAUGCGUUUGGAGAAGCCCAGGUGAUGCCGAUCCAGCCCACCCUCCAGAGCAUCAAAAAGCAGUUGAAAGCCGCUCAAGUUUACCUUGCCACAAGCUCGGCUGUUAAACAGCUGAAAGUUGCUCCGGAGGAGCCAUCUACUUCCACUCAAUUAUGGCCAACUGCCACAGAAGCAAGGCCGGCACUUGGGCCGACUGUGAGCUCAGAAGAGGACUCUUUACAAGACCGCCCUCCAUGGAACACCACGUACCCGUAUGACCAAGGCAAAUUCUUCAGCCCGCUGUCAUUGUCUCAAUCCGAUCACGAGGUAAAGGAUUUCAAACGUCAUACGUCCAGUACUACAGUCGAGCCAUUGUCUACCCUGACAGCAAAGUCUACCAAAAACACGAAUGAAGGCUAUCAACAUCCAAUACCAGACCAGGAUUCUAGCGAUCCGGACUUGCUUCAGCAGAGUAGUGUAGAGUGCCCUGUCAUCAACAUCCCCCCAGACUUUGACUGGGUUCCCGCUCCAGAGGUUCCGGAAAAGGAGGACCGCAACCCACGUCGUGAAGAUGACAAACCAGGAGUCCAACAAUGGCUCCAGGAGCAGGGUGAGGAAUCAGACAUCCGACCUUCUAUGCUUCAACAAUUCAAGUCACAGUUGCGCCAGAACUAUGGUAGUUGGCGUUUGAACAUUUUAGUGACUUUAGCUAGUUUCUUUAGUUUCGUCAAGCAUGUAGCUAUUGUAGCUGGGAUUGCUGUUUUCGUUGCGAUUGCUGGUUUAGUUAGUUUAGUUUUUUUUGCUGUCAGGAGAUUCUGGGGUUGGGAGGAACAGCGGAAUAAUCUGGGUGAUAGCUUGUCGGUUAUUGUUGCAAACUCUCCCAAUUCUGUCCGUGACCCCGAGGGGGGGGACUACGAUCAUGAGAGCAAUUCUGUCCGUGACCUCGAGGGGAUUAACUACAGUCGUGCGAGCAAUUCUGACAAUACUGAAAGGAUCGGGACGAUAAGGCGUCCAGAUGCGCGGGGUGUUGAUAAAAUAUUGACAUUCAUGAGGAACAAGACAGGCAGAAACAUCAAGGGGCCAGAUUAG